AUGGAUGGCUUGGACGCUUCAGAAAUACUCAAUCAUUUGAACCAUCUUGGAUAUCGUAAUAUUACUGUCGCGCAACUAAAAGAAUUUCAGAGUGACCUGAAAAAGUUAAUUAAAUUUGAUACCAAACUAAACGCCGAAGAGGAAUGCAGAGAUCCAAAAGUAGCUUCAAAUGAGGAAAAUGUUUUUGAGCGAUUGUAUGAUAAAAAAACCGCUAGUUUCCAAGCGAAAUCCAGUCGGCCGUCGAAACAAAUUCAGACUACCACAUGCUUGAUUUCGGACAAAGAAAACCAAACAACAAAUCACAAACAAGCAACAAACAUAAAGAGUAAAAUGUGGAUAAGACCAAAAAGUAGUCAGAUGAUGCGAAGAGGCGAUCCUGUGGCACUGUAUCAUUCAUAUCAGAAUGAUUGGAAUAAAUUCAAACAGAAUCUACCAGGCGAGAAUGAUCAUUCUGAGUUACGGUGGAAAAUCAGAAGCAAAUUAUUGGGAGAGAAAACAUGAUGAGAUUUAGCAACAGAAAUAAAUUACACAAAUGUAUGACU
Messenger RNA from Anopheles nili, 542 nucleotides. RefSeq lists its product as uncharacterized. The record is from RefSeq and is a predicted model, not a curated record. The transcript is spliced from 3 exons. Lineage: Eukaryota; Metazoa; Arthropoda; Insecta; Diptera; Culicidae. Gene Ontology annotation, biological process: cilium assembly. The coding region runs from base 1 to 501 and encodes 166 amino acids. Gene Ontology annotation, cellular component: non-motile cilium; centriole.